Molecule: messenger RNA, 348 nt
Organism: Necator americanus (New World hookworm)
Lineage: Eukaryota; Metazoa; Nematoda; Chromadorea; Rhabditida; Ancylostomatidae
Exons: 2
Coding region: 1-348 (115 amino acids)
Source: RefSeq, a predicted model, not a curated record
AUGUCUACUUCCAGACACAAUGCUUCGAGUCAACUCGGAAGGAUCCUAAGUUUCACCAGUACUCAACAUCAAAUACGAGGACAUCCGAAGGAAGGUGGAAAGAAUGCUCAUGAAUCUGAACAACAACACCUUGGAGAUAGAAUCCAACGAAGACUGAUUGCUACGACUCCAAAGGUGCAGCAUUUGGGACUAUCACAUCCGCUAGCUCCAGCAAAGGACACAUUCACCGAAGACGACGCUCCCGGUACAAGUAAGGGAGAGUCGACGCAAAAAAACCCGAGAGAUGGACAACCCGGCACUAAGACAGCAGAAAAGAGGAAGAAAAUCUACUGUGCGUCGAAGCUAUAG